This is a messenger RNA of Parastagonospora nodorum SN15, 4551 nucleotides long. RefSeq lists its product as hypothetical. Lineage: Eukaryota; Fungi; Ascomycota; Dothideomycetes; Pleosporales; Phaeosphaeriaceae. Gene Ontology annotation, molecular function: cysteine-type deubiquitinase activity; cysteine-type endopeptidase activity. Gene Ontology annotation, biological process: protein deubiquitination. The transcript has 3 exons. The record is from RefSeq and is a predicted model, not a curated record. Gene Ontology annotation, cellular component: nucleus; cytosol. The coding region runs from base 1 to 4551 and encodes 1516 amino acids.
AUGGCAUCGCGUUCGCUGAGAAGCCGGCGACCUCCCAAGGUAGACGCAACGCCCACGACCACGGCGGGUGACCAUCCAGAGACCGACGCCCAGUCACUCGGUGACGAGAGCGAUGAUUAUGUCCAAAGCCUUCACGACGACAGUGAUGUAGACGUUCAACAACUCGAGGAUGAAAGCGAUGAGGAUAUCCUUCCUGCUCGCCAACCAACACGCAAAUCAGCCCUCAGGCCAGUCCAAAAACCAGCCCACAAGAACAAGAGGGCAAAGCCCGCGGACGCCCAACAGCAAAUUGACGAUGGCGAUAACUACAAGCCUCCUCCUGGCGUUACUACCAGCGGCGUUAAACGUGUCGCCCGCAACGACAUCAAUCUCGAGGGCAAGAAGCGGCGCACACGCCACAACCGUCGCGCGAUUCAGACGAUGGUUUCCAACAACAACACGAAAGACACACAGGCUGAAGUCGACGUCGGAAUGACAGAACAAUUACGCCUCAUAUCCACCCCGGAGACUCGCAACCUCAACGCCUGGCUUCAUGCCCUUAAAGAGCCUCCAGGAUUGAAGGUCAAGUUAGAAGUGCGCCCAACCGAACUCACGAUCACACACAGUGGCGUCACACCACUCGGAGAGCUCCCGGACGCACCUAACCGGGACUUUAAGGCCCUGGUAAAGAUCAAGGAUGUCACUGUCACGUUCGAUCCCCAAGGCGACCAGUCAAGAUCCCAGUACAGCUACAGGAACAAAGACACCAUCACAAAAGCUAUAGAUGGCUGGGUCAAGGUCAUCCCAACAUGGGAAAUUCGCCUAUGGAACGAUGCGCAACAGCCGAAUGAAGAAGAACGGGAAUACACGUACAUAUUUCCAGAGAUGGCCCACUCCCUGACCAAGAUGAAUGCAAAGGGCGCCUUUGUCCCUCAUCCAUACAAAUACUGGGUCAUGGGUGGCCCAUUGGAUAUCAAUGUCUGUCCUUCAGAAUCCGAAGCAAAGAGAGUCGCCCAGGAGGCGUGUCGUCUAUUGAACAAGUUACCUUUCCACAUCGACGCAGUUGACUUUCCCGAGUUCCAGCCAAUAUGGAGGACCUCGGUACCUAAGGUUCGACAAAUGCUUGAACUCAUGUCCAUGAGCGUUCUACGGGACGGCAAGUUCGACUUCCGCGACCUCCGACCGAUAUUCCAGUCUGACUCUGUCUCGCAUUUUGCAUACUGUAUCUCACCAGUGGUCAACCCGUUGUACAGGAGCUACGAAGGAGCAAUCCCGUAUGUCGGAUGGGAAUUCAUCGCGCCUACCUUCAUACAGAACAGCGCCGGAAAUACACGUGAAAGCGCAUGGCUGCGUAUGCUUCUCCGCGGCGACGAGGAGACCUACCCGAGCGGGUUCCUCAAUGACCUUCCGGACGUGCCUCCUUGGGCUGCCAUCGAAGGCACUGUUCCUGAUUUCUACUCUUCCCUCCCAUCCUUUGCAUUAGCUAUGGCUCUGCAACGCGCAUACGAAAUGUACAUUUCCAACCGAGGAAUCCUUAGAACGGUUACAGAGCUGGGCAUAUCCUUGGACGAGUUGAGCCACAGCAAGAAGCAAAUUCUCAGCCUGCAAACAUACUGCAGCUGCGGUACCAAUCCUGCACACAGAUCUAAAGCGGCUCACUACUGCAUGAUCUGUCUCAAACUUCAGACGUGUUCAGCCAUGGGCUGGCACGAUGAUGGUCGACUGAUAUGUCUCAGCCAUUUCCUAUCUCCACUUUCUGCAGACUCUCGCAUUGCUGGAAGGGUACGCCAGCAGGCUUUGAGAGCAUUUGAAGAUGGUCUGUCUCUUCCCCAGCGCCACGCGAUGUCAGACUAUCUCGUCAAGAAUUGUGUAUUUGGAGCUAGCUAUGAUGACAUAUACUUUGCGCGUCGCACAUUUGAAGCUGGGACUGGGAGGAUGCUUCGGGAGUCCAUUGACGCUAUCAAUCCUCUAUACAAGGAUAGAAAUGGGUCAUACUUCGUACACCACGUUGAGAAUGUUGGACUCACUGCAGAAUUCUAUAACCGCCUCAAACAUACGGACAUACCCCUAGCUCUAGGGCUCCUCGGAGAGGCUAUGCGAGCAUGCGAGACAGGCAACGAAGAGCAGCUGCGCAAGAUCGAGUGCGCUUACGACCAUUGCGCUAGGAUACGCAAUGUUAUUCCAUACACCAAGGAAUCGCGGAUGCGGGAAGCAGCAAAAACACCCAACAACUGGUUCCUUGAGUACGACUCCAUGAUGGAGAAAGGUCUUUACAAUCUUUCCUUCGACAAAAAGAGCUUGUGCGCCUACAAAUGGAGAGCUUGGAAGCUUGUGCGGCCAACGCAUACAGAAGAAUCAGACAUCCGACGUCUGAACCAGCUCUUCGAGACAAUUCAAGCCGACAAGACCAUUAAUCCAAGCGGGAUACCCUUUCUCCGAGGCAAAUCGUUCAACGGCUUGCCAGGCGCGCCAUGGCUUUGGAACCCUGAACACAUGUUUCACGACUACGAUUGGGAGUUUCUAGCGGCGCAAAUGGAGCAUCGACUGCGAGGAGUGGACGAGAAGUGUGACUUCUUUUCUGAUCACGAAGAUGAAUCUUGGCAGACAUUGUGUCUUACAUGUGUAGUUUUGUUCUUCAAACUCAACGGAGGGAAGGGUGAAUGGAUUGGGGUCUACAUGACCAUCUUUUCGCGUCAUCCACUCCGUUGGUCAGUUGGACGCCGAGAUGAACCUGGCGUGAAGAUGUUUACUGGCUGGAAGAACAAAUACCCAACCUCCCUUGACCAGUACGACGAUUCAAUACGCACUAUAACGACUGAGCCAUGGAUCAUCAACCGUGGGAAGACGAACUACCCUACAGACUCGCAUUCAACACAGCUUCAGAUUCAGGCUCUGCGCGAAAUCCCGUCAAAAAACAAGCACUGGGACGUUCUUACAGUCUACCGGGGUCUGCGCAAGCUUGACUGGCCUAAGAGCUACAAGACAACUCGAGUCUCCAAGAAGGCAGCUGCGUUCUCGAAAGGAGCUGAUGACGAAAAUGAAGAGGAAGAGGAAGAAGAAGAGGAGGCAGCCGCUAGUCUGCUAGAAGGACCUAACGAAGACAACAACGAAGGUCUCAACGUUGAAGGACCUAACGAAGACAACAACGAAGGUCUCAACGUUGAAGGUUCUGCAAGCAAGCCGCUAUCGCGAUCACAGUUUGACGAAGACACCAAAUUCGUCAACGCACAUCAAGAUGAGGCACAUAUUUCCGGAGAUACGCUUGCACGGAUCCGUGACAUACUCAAGAGAUGGGGCCCCUGCCUCGAUGGAUAUCUGCCAUCAGCAACACCUGCUGGACCUCAACAUCCUUCAGGACCACCCGGCGGACCCCCGCCUACACCACCCAACGUGGGCAAGGGCCAUGGAGGUUUUGAUAUAAGCAAGUACGCACAGGAGGAACACGAUGAAGGCACCCAGACUGGACUCUUCAACGGCGGCAAUACAUGCUACCAAAACGCACUAUUCCAGGCAUUCGCAAAGACUCCCGCUUUCACCAACAUGCUGCGGGACAUGCCUAAGGAGAAGCUGGAGAAGCUGACUUCAGCCGAGAGGAACUUCAAGAACCUAGUACUUGCGGUUGCUGAUGGGGAGUUGAAGACGUCCGUCAACUGCCUACAGCAAUUUUGGAUUGACAUCGAUCAUAUAGCUGCCGUGCCAUCCUCAAAUCCGCUCUGGCAGAAGUUCAGCCGAAUGAAUUGCGUCCAACAAGAUCCUGCGGAGCUUUUCGCCCUCCUCAGCGACAAGUUCUGUCAAGAUAUCCUCGAAGUUUUUCGACCCAUUGAACUGUACCGCAACCUUGAGAGCCUUCUUCAAUUCGGAGAGUUCCAACCUAUCGACGCGGGCAAUGAAGUCAACAGCCUCUGCAGUUGCCACUUGACUAAGAAGGGCGAGCAGGAGGACGCUGUCUUCCCACAAAGCUUUCCUAACCGCAUGAUAGUCCAGAUCAAACGGUUUAUGUUCGUCGAUGAUGGCAGUCCGACUGGCUGGGUUGCGAAAAACCAGGAAGAGGUGCUCUAUCCCAUGGAUAAGUUGAAAGUAGAUGGAGGCGCGUUGGGGAAACAAGGAUACCGAGUGCAGACCGUGGUAUGCCAUGACGGUACUGGCACUGACUCUGGUCAUUACUACGCUCUCUGUCGGGACACCAACCUGCCUAACACCGAAUGGACUGAGCAUAAUGACAAGCGGAAGAUCAAGGUUCGCGACCGCACGACCAUCGUUAGGCGAGAAGCUUAUAUGAUAUUCCUGGAGAUUGACCAAGGAGACUACGAGUUUCCAGAUACUCACCGCCCUGGUGACGUGGACAUGAUGGACUCGGAGCUCAACAGUGACGGGAACGGCGAUGCCGAUGGCAACAUCUUGAUUCCAGACAGCGAUGUUGCAACUCCCGAUAUCGCGGUUCCGGAUAGUGACCUUGUGAUUCCGGACAGCCAGGAUGAAGAGGAUGAGGGUGGAAAGGACGACGGCGGUCAAGGCGGCGGAGAGAAGGUGAUCCAGGAUAGCGAGGACGAGGGCAGUAAUUACGAGCCGUAG